Molecule: messenger RNA, 2046 nt
Organism: Micromonas commoda
Lineage: Eukaryota; Viridiplantae; Chlorophyta; Mamiellophyceae; Mamiellales; Mamiellaceae
Exons: 2
Coding region: 1-2046 (681 amino acids)
Cellular component (GO): preribosome, large subunit precursor
Molecular function (GO): protein binding
Source: RefSeq, a predicted model, not a curated record
AUGACCAUGUGGGACGACUCGGGGUCCGAUGAGGACGAGAUGGACCCAGAGGAGCAUUUGCGCAUGGAGGCCCUCUGCCGCGCGUUCGAGGACCUAUGCCACGAGCUUCGCUUCCACCAGAAAGAGUGGUGCCUGCGUAAUCCAUCGUACAAGUACAAGGGUCCCGCGCCUUUGCACAUGGCGGACAGGCUCGAAGCGUUGGCUAGGGACGUGCGGUCCUUCGCCGAAGACGACUCCGAUCUCGCUUUGCAGAUGGCUGCCGAGGUGAGAGCCGAUCACCUCGCCGCGCAGGUGGAGGCGGCGCGACUGCGCGAGGUGGAGGCGCGCGUGGAGGAGACGGAACGACGCCGGCGAGCCGAGGUGGAGGCGAGGCGCGAGGUGGAGCGGCGCAAGGAGCGCGAGGAGCAGGCCAGACUCGCGGAGGAUGCCAGGAGAGCAGCGGGCGUUCGAGCGUCCAACCCGGAGGAGCGAGACGCCUCGCGGGGACCCAGCGUUCAGUUCCUCGCCAAACGCGAGCGCGCCAGACUCCAAGCGGAGAAGCUCCCGACGCUGUUCGACCUCGACGCCCUGCCGGACGAGGUCGCCGGGGCGGUCCUUCGACAGAUGGGCGCCUACGAGCUCGCGGCGACGGCGUGUUGCAACAAACGAUUCCGCGACUUGGCGAGGACGGACGACGCGCUGUGGCGCCGUUUGCAGCUCACGUGCGGGCGGCACCCGCGCUGGAGGGUGGACGGGUCGUGGCGCGAGUCGUUCUUCCAGGGGGCGGAGAAGAUCGACGCGAACUGGCGGCGGGGUAAGUUUCGCAGGCUGGAGCACAGGCUGCACUCGGAGUACACGGCUUGCGUGGCGAUGCGAGGGGACCUGGGGUGCUCGGGGUCGGCCGAUCACGACCUCGCGAUAUUCGGCCUGCCGCCGCGCGCGAGGGGUACGCCGCUGCAGGGCGUGGGGCUGCUGUGGGAGCGCCAGAUCGGGCGGUGCGUGGGCCACGGGGAGCCGGUGACGUGCUGCAAACUCGCCGGCGGCGACGGCGACGACGCGUUUUCUCCCCCGACGCUGGCGCUGAGCGGGACGGCUAAGGGCGAGAUGCGGGUGUGGAGCCUAUCGCAGAUGCCCACCUGCCCGUGGCGCGCGGAGGAGGACGAGACCUGGGGCGACAUGGCCACCCCCGGCGCGCACGAUACCGCGACGCCCCGGCGCGUGCCGUGCGUCGAGACCAGGCUUCUCACGACUCCCGAGACGGGUCAACCGCACGCUCAAUUUUUCGACGUCACCGCCGGUUGCUCUCUCGGCGGAAACGGCGGGGACGGCGGGUCGUUCGGGCUCGUCGCCGCCGCCGGCGCGGAGCACGGCGCGGGUGUCCACGUGUACGACACCGCGCGAUGGGGCGCGGCGUGCGUUCGAGUCCCGGGCUUUGACGCGGGCGUCUACGGAAUCGCGUGGGGAAGGGGUCCCUUCGACAACAACGUGGUUCACGCCGCGUGUUCCGACGGCAUCGUCCGCAGGUGGGACGUCCGCGCCCCGGGGCGUGGCGCCAGGCUCGACGCCGCGCGCGUGGGCGAGUCCACGGGACGGAACAGGCGCGUCGCGAGGUGCGUCGACGCCGACGGGGGUCUAUUCGCUUUUGGUUCAGCCUCUGGCACCGUUCACGUCCACGACGCCAGGGUCCCUGACGCGCCCCUCGCGUCCCCCAAGCGCGCGCACUCGGACUGCGUCAACGCCGUGGCGAUCGACGCGAAGCUCGGGCGGGUGGUGAGCGGCGGGGACGACUGCGGGAUCGCCGUGCAGAGGCUUCCGUUGACUCUGGAGGAUGCGCAGGUGACGUUUGCGCAGACGCCGCAGGGCGUGCUCGGCGUGGCGUUCGAUCACAGCAGGUUGGUGAUAGGGUGCGAGGACACGACGGUGCGGGUGUUCGACGCGGAGCUCGGCGAGGGGUUCGUGGACGGCGAGGCGCUCAGGCAGGCGAUGCGGGAGCUCAACAGGCGGACGCAGGGCGCAGGGAGCAUUUUGCAUCGGGCGCAGAGAAGGGAUAACUCGUUAGCGCGAUAA